Molecule: messenger RNA, 1362 nt
Organism: Aureobasidium melanogenum CBS 110374
Lineage: Eukaryota; Fungi; Ascomycota; Dothideomycetes; Dothideales; Saccotheciaceae
Exons: 2
Biological process (GO): polysaccharide biosynthetic process
Cellular component (GO): membrane
Molecular function (GO): acyltransferase activity, transferring groups other than amino-acyl groups
Source: RefSeq, a predicted model, not a curated record
CCGUCCAAGUCAUCAGUGUUGCAAAACACAAAGCACGUCCUACAUUUCCUGCUUCCUAGCUUCCUACACUUUACGUCGUCCAACUCCACAGACGAGAAGACUUCAAGACCUAUUCAUGCCACGGCAUGGCUUGACGGAAUGCGCGGUGUCGCUGCCUUGCUGGUGUACAUCUACCAUCUCUCAUACUCGAUCCACGAUGUCGACACCGCAUGGACAUACGAUGGCAAACAAGGCUUCCUCCGCUUACCACUGAUUCGAUUCUUCUACAACGGCCACUUCAUGGUAGCCAUCUUUUUUGUGCUGUCGGGUUAUGCUUUGAGUUACAAACCCGUCAAGCAGAUCAGGAAACAAGAGACACAACCAUUGCUCGAAGGACUGGCCUCUUCUGUGUUUCGACGUUGGAUGCGAUUGUUCCUUCCUUGUUUUGUCUCAACGUUGAUGAUCGUGGCAUUACUCAGAUUGGGCGCCUAUGACCGGACAAGAGGAAUUGCUUACGAUCAGGCGAGGCUGACUUUUCAUCGCGAAAGACAUGCUGAAAGGUAUGAGACGCUAGGCAAGCAGAUGUGGGCAUGGACAACCGCCUUUUUCGCAUUUGCGAAUCCGUUCACUGCUAGGGAUAUGCCUAUGGAUCCGCAUCUGUGGACUAUCUCGAUUGAAUAUGGCGCUUCAAUCGUGUUGUAUGUCACGCAACUUGGCCUUUGCCGUUUACGGACCAGAUACCGUCUUUUGAGUCUGCUUUGCUUGGUCUUUAUGGCACAUCAAGCCGAUCGCUGGCCAAACAUCCUCUUCUUCGGCGGUUUCAUCCUUGCAGAACUGGGUCAUCGUCGUCGCUCUCUCGCUACACCAAGCACUUCCACCCUCCCUUUUUCGUCAUCUCCAAGAUCUGGUCUUGCGUGGUCUGUCACUUACAUCGUCAUUUUCAUCUGUGGACUCUACCUCGGCGGCCAACCGGAGUUAGCUGUUGACAAAGCACCUGGGUGGAUGACGCUGCACUCGCUGAUCCCCAAACACAUCAGAGAUAAACAUAGAUAUUGGGUUACUUGGGGUGCGAUACUACUCAUCUGGUCAACCUCCAAUUCUUCACCCCUUCAAAAGAUCUUCACCAACCGCGUAUCGCAGUAUCUUGGCAAGAUCUCUUUCUCGCUGUAUGUGCUGCAUGGUAUGGUGAUUCAUACUUUACACUAUAGCUUACUAGAUAAGCUGUUCAAAGCUAUUAGCAACGACACUUUCUUGCAUCGGGAAACUGCAUUUGGAGUUUCUGCGGCGGUUGUUACGGUUGUUAUUGUGUGGACUGCUGAUGUCUUUAUGCGGGUUGUUGAUAUCCCGUCUGUCAAGUUUGCGAAGUGGAUUGAAGGCAAGUGU